AUGCCACCUCCCGUGCCGCGUAAAGCUUUAAAUUUAAAACAAAAGGUGGAUAUUAUUCGUUUUAAAGACUCUAACGGAGGUUGGUCUAUUCGUAAACUUACUGACAAAUUUGGCAUUGGUAAAACGCAAGUGGCCGGAGUUUUAAAGAAUAAAGAAAAUAUUUUACGUCGAUACAACGAAAAUUCCACAAACGAAAAAUCUCGCCGAUUCCAGAGGAACGGGCCAGGUGAAUUGAUUGAUAAAAUUGUUUUAGAGUGGUUUAACCGUGUGAGAAAUAAAAAUGUGCCUGUAACUGGACCAAUCAUUCAAGCAAAAGCUUUAGAAGUUGCCCGUGAAAUCGAGUGUGAAGAUUUCAAAGCUUCCAAUGGCUGCUUCUACAAAUCUAACAAUUGUUAA
Myzus persicae (green peach aphid) is the source of this 396-nucleotide messenger RNA. RefSeq names its product tigger transposable element-derived protein 4-like. Gene Ontology annotation, cellular component: nucleus. Bases 1 to 396 code for a protein of 131 amino acids. The transcript is spliced from 2 exons. Gene Ontology annotation, molecular function: DNA binding. NCBI's taxonomy places the organism in Eukaryota, Metazoa, Arthropoda, Insecta, Hemiptera, Aphididae. The record is from RefSeq and is a predicted model, not a curated record.